Messenger RNA from Peronospora belbahrii, 603 nucleotides. The record is from the annotation of a GenBank genome assembly. NCBI's taxonomy places the organism in Eukaryota, Oomycota, Peronosporomycetes, Peronosporales, Peronosporaceae.
AUGACGACGACGUGUGAUUUCCCGAUGGAAUUUCUGACGCUUGAGGCGGAUUUUGUCGAGAAUAAAAUGGCAAUUAACAAUAGUAUUAGUGAUAUUUUACGUGGUGGAGCGAAUACGGUCUUACACGCGUCACAGAGUGCUCAUGCAAAUGUCGUCGAAGCUCAACGUUGUAUAAAACUCAUGACAGUUGAAAUACGCGGUCGAUCGCCCAAUUUAAGAAAAUCCAUGCAAACAAAGAUUAAUUUGUAUCGAGAUGAAUUACAAGGUCUUGUUCGUGAUUUGGAACGUGCGCAGCUCAUGGCACGAGACGAAAACGCGACAUCUCGUACUGUAAAUCAAACGUCGCAAUACGAACGGCUAAUCAAGAACAAUGACCGUUUAACCAAAUCGUCCAAGAAAUUACAAGACAUGCAUCGGAUUGUGACUGAGACGGAAGAAGUUGGCAUUACUGUAUUGGAUACAUUGGCACAGCAGCGUGAAGGUCUUUUAGGUGCUCACGAAAAAGUACGUGAGACAGGGGCAAUGACCAUUGAAGCGCGUCGGAUUUUGCAGCGUUGUAAUGCAGUCACGUACAUAGUUGAAGUGCAUUGUUAUAAUAGCUAG